Molecule: messenger RNA, 1915 nt
Organism: Oncorhynchus mykiss (rainbow trout)
Lineage: Eukaryota; Metazoa; Chordata; Actinopteri; Salmoniformes; Salmonidae
Source: RefSeq, a predicted model, not a curated record
AUCACCUAGAAAGACAUCAUCUUAAAUUGUGACCAUAUUACAAAGGUACAUUGCAUCCUUGUGCGACAUUCCUUCUUUCCCAGCUCAAUAGGAAACAAUGGCGGACAACAGUGACCUAAAAGCCCAGCUAGAGCGCAAAAAGCAGCGGCUAGCUCAGAUCAGGGAGGAGAAGAAGAGGAAACAGGAGGAGAGGAAGGAGACAGAGACGCAGCAGAAGGCUGAAGCUGCCUCAGUGGACUAGGACCGUGACUUGGACCGGAAGCGCAGAGAGGAAGAGGGUCUCCUACAGAGCAUCGGCAUCUCCCCAGAACCACCACUAGUCCCGAUCCCCAUGUCCCCAUCCAAAUGAGUGAGCCGACACAGCACCCCCAGUGAGACGAGAAGCCAGGACUCAGCCGAUGGGGCAUCAGCCGGCAGAAAACCAAAGUUGCACCCCUGGCUCUACGCAACAUGUUUCACAUCUCUGAAUGUUCCACAACAUGAUGCCCUACUGAAUGAAGCCCCGAUGAGGUACUGUAGACAUAAAAGGAGUGAAUCACAAUAUUCAAUGUCCCAGUGUAAUGCUCUGUGGCCCACUACUUCCUGUCUGUCUCCAUCCAGGCGCAGGAUACAUAGACUGGGGGCGUCUAAGAUCACACAGGUAGACUUCCUAUCCAGAGAGGUGGUGUCGUACUGCAAAGAGACUCAGACGGCCAUCGCCCAUCUAUCUGAGGAAGAGCAGGGAGACGACGACUCUUCACUUCCUCCUCCUGGUCCAGAAUCUGACCAGCAUGAAGAGGAGGACAGCAAGGAGACGAAAGAGGGCUACCCCUGCAGGGAGCUGACAGAGGAAGAGAAGUAGCAGAUCCUCAAAUCAGAGGAGUUCCUCAGUUUCUUUGACUGCAGCAUCAGAGUGAUGGAGAGAGCCCUGGCUCAGGAAUCAGACAUCUUCUUCAACUACAGCGGACAAGACCUGGAUGACAAGGAGGGGUAAGAAUGUGUGUGUGUGUGUGCGUGUGUGUGUCUAUCUGUUGUGAGGUCUGUAGAAGGAACAUGGUGUGUGUAUGCAUGCCUAUGUGGCUGCUAAUGGCCUCAUGGAUCCCCAGAGCUGUUGGUGGCGUCCUACAACAACAACGAGGAUGCUCCUCACGAGCCUGACGGUGUAGCUCUGGUCUGGAACAUGAAGUUUAACAAGAACACACCUGAGUAUGUCUUCCACUGCCAGUCUUCAGUGGUGUCGGUGGAUGCCCGGUUCCAUCCUAACCUGGUGGUGGGGGGAACUUACUCUUGUCAGAUAGUCCUGUGGGACAACCGCAGCCACCGCAGGACUCCUGUACAGAGAACCCUCCUCUCAGCUGCAGCUCACACGCACCCGGUGUACUGUGUAAACGUGGUGGGAACCCAGAACGCCAACAACCUGAUCAAAGUGUCCACAGAGGGCAGGAUGUGCUCCUGGAGUCUUGACAUGCUCUCUCAGCCACAGGAAAGAGCUGUUCCAGGGUCAGUCCUACCUGACCUCAAGGCGGGGAUCUGUGAAAUGUUCGAGGGCCACUAUGGGCCUGUGACGGGCCUCAGCUAUCACAACGCCGUUGGCCCUGUAGACUUCUCCCACCUCUUCGUCACCUCGUCGUUUGACUGGACUGUCAAACUGUGGAGCACUGAGCACAAUAAACCCCUCUACUCCUUUGAGGACAACGCUGACUACGUCUAUGAUGUCAUGUGGUCCCCUGUGCACCUGGCUCUGUUUGCCGCUGUGGACGGGAUUGGUCGGCUGGAUCUGUGGAACCUCAAUAAUGACACAGAGGUCCCCACAGCCAGUGUGACUAUCGAGGGAGCCUGCGCCCUGAACAGGGUAUGUUGGGGGUCGGGGAGCAAAGAGGUAGCCGUGGGUGACUCGGAGGGCCGUCUGUGGAUCUACGAUGCAGGAGAGUUAUGA